AUGGCGCAAUGCGGAGACGAUGGUGGCGCGAUGCAGAGACAACCAUCUUCUUCCUCAGCGAAACGGAAGCUCAGGGGUAGGUCUCCUCCCCGUCAGCCUCCGGCUCCACGCCAUCCUCCAACUCCACGUCGUCCUCCACCUCCACGCCGUCCUCCACCCCCACCACCAUUUGUUUGUCCACCAUGUGUUUGUCCACCACCAGUAUUUCCACCAAAUAUCCCACCACCCGUGAUUACACCACCAGAGAUUACACCACCCACACCAGAACCUGAGAUUUCACCAACGAAAGCUCCACCACCCGGGACUACACCACCCGAGAUUACGCCACCAGAAAUUCAACCACCCGAGAUUACGCCACCAGAAACUGAACCAAUUUCACCAAUAGAUAUUAAUCCCAAAAUUCUACCACCCGGGGUUACACCACCAGAAACUGAACCAAUAACUCCAUUACCAGAGAUUCCAGUACCCGAGAUUUCACCACCAGAAAUACAACCACCCGAGAUUACACCACCAGAAACUGAACCAGUAACUCCACCACCCGAAAAUGAACCAAUAAGUCCACUACCAGAGAUUCCACUACCCGAGAUUACGCCACCAGAGAUUCCACCACCCGAGAUUUCACCAAUAGAUAUUAAUCCAAAAAUUCCACCACCCGAGAUUUCACCAAUAGAUAUUAAUCCCAAAAUUCCACCACCCGGGGUUACACCACCAGAAACUGAACCAAUAACUCCAUUACCAGAGAUUCCAGUACCCGAGAUUUCACCACCAGAAAUUCAACCACCCGAGAUUACACCACCAGAAACUGAACCAGUAACUCCACCACCCGAAAAUGAACCAAUAAGUCCACUACCAGAGAUUCCACUACCCGAGAUUACGCCACCAGAGAUUCCACCACCCGAGAUUUCACCAAUAGAUAUUAAUCCAAAAAUUCCACCACCCGAGAUUUCACCAAUAGAUAUUAAUCCCAAAAUUCCACCACCCGGGGUUACACCACCAGAAACUGAACCAAUAACUCCAUUACCAGAGAUUCCAGUACCCGAGAUUUCACCACCAGAAAUUCAACCACCCGAGAUUACACCACCCGAAACUGAACCAGUAACUCCACCACCCGAAAAUGAACCAAUAAGUCCACUACCAGAGAUUCCACUACCCGAGAUUACGCCACCAGAAAUUCCACCACCCGAGAUUUCACCAAUAGAUAUUGAACUAAAAAUUCCACCACCCGAGAUUUCACCACCCGGAAAUGAACCAAAGACUCCACCACCGGAGAUUACACCACCCGAGAUAUCACCACCCGAAAUUGAACCAAAGACUCCACCACCCGAGAUUACACCAUCACAAGUUCCACCACCUGAGAUUACUCCUCCGGAGAUCCAACCACCUAAAAUUCAACCACCAGAAAUUACACCACCAGAAAGUCGACCACCAAAGAUUUCACCACCACAAAUCGAACCACCCGAGAUUACGUCACCAGAAAUUACACCACCAGAAAGUACACCACGACAAAUCGAACCACCCGAGAUUACGCCACCUGAGAUUCCGCCACCAAAAAUUUCACCACCUGAUACACCACCACCAUCCGGGACUCCACCAAAACAAAGUCCACCACUUCCUCCUCCGAACUUCCAACCACCACCGCCCCCACUCCCUACAUGUCCCAGGAAUGCUGCUCAACAAAGGGCAUGUGCCAAUGUUGUAAGACGUUAUGGGAAUUUCCUAGACUUUGGAAGGGCACAACCAUGUUGCUCUCUUAUUCGCCAUUUGUCUGAUCGCGAAGCAGCAGCUUGCCUAUGUGGUUUUGUGCAACCUCCAGGUCAACGACGUUCCCCUCCUCGCAAUAUUUUUGUUCUCUGUAGGGCUUGUGGUCGCAGGGAGGCUUCAUGUGCCCAUAACCUUUUCCACGUACCCUUCGAAUUACCUCCAUACACAAUAAUACACACUUGCCACCUUUAA
Brassica napus (rape) is the source of this 1953-nucleotide messenger RNA. Its product is annotated as proline-rich extensin-like protein EPR1. The transcript has 3 exons. Lineage: Eukaryota; Viridiplantae; Streptophyta; Magnoliopsida; Brassicales; Brassicaceae. The record is from RefSeq and is a predicted model, not a curated record. The coding region runs from base 1 to 1953 and encodes 650 amino acids.